Molecule: messenger RNA, 495 nt
Organism: Sphenostylis stenocarpa
Lineage: Eukaryota; Viridiplantae; Streptophyta; Magnoliopsida; Fabales; Fabaceae
Source: the annotation of a GenBank genome assembly
AUGGCAAACCUUAAGGUUGCAUGCAUGGUUGCGGUUGUAUGCAUGAUUGUGGUGAGUUCACCGCUGGCACAUGCGAUUACGUGCACGGACGUCAUCAGAAGCCUGACUCCAUGCCUGGGCUACCUCAGGAGCGGCGGAAGCCCUCUGCCGGCAUGCUGCAGCGGAGUGAGGGGCCUGAACUCCGCCGCUAAGACCACCGCUGACCGCCAGACCACGUGCAACUGCCUGAAAUCCCUUGCCAAUAAUGGGUUAGGAAAGGGUCUCAACCCCAACAUUGCAGCUUUACUCCCAGGCAAAUGUGGCGUCAACAUCCCCUACAAGAUCAGCACCUCCACCAACUGUGCUACGUAUGCUUCAGUCACCACCACACACUCCACUACAUCUUUCCUUACACAUUUGCUUUCACUACAUCAAGUUCUGAAAGAUGGGUGUGGUAUGAGGAAGAAGAAGACACGCAGGGAAAUUUUCCAGUGGAAGAAUACUUACUAUAUAUGA